Messenger RNA from Drechmeria coniospora, 1467 nucleotides. RefSeq lists its product as uncharacterized. The transcript has 2 exons. The record is from RefSeq and is a predicted model, not a curated record. Gene Ontology annotation, molecular function: DNA-binding transcription factor activity. Bases 1 to 1467 code for a protein of 488 amino acids. Gene Ontology annotation, biological process: regulation of DNA-templated transcription. Lineage: Eukaryota; Fungi; Ascomycota; Sordariomycetes; Hypocreales; Ophiocordycipitaceae.
AUGGCACCCACAUCAUCCUCAUCUGCUGGUCCAUACUCCCUCCCAGACAAGGAUGAGGUUGAGUUAUCAGUAGAGGAUGACUGGACGAGGGUUAAGGACCGGAAAGAGAAAAAGCGAAUACAAAAUCGGGUAGCACAGAGAUCGUAUCGCAGUCGCAUGAAGGCACGUCUAGGAGAACUGCAGUCUAGGCUUCAAGCUCACGAGGAGCAGAGAGCGAAGGAGGGUUCUGCCGACGGCCAGUUCUUGCACCGGACAAACGACUUGAUAACACAUGCGACGCCGCCGCCGUCAAGCCAUGGUGCUACUCCGUCGCACGAUAUCGAUCCAAAUUGUAUCAGCGCUGCAUCCCCGCCCACGCCUCCCGAUGCCACAAUUGAGAGCGACGGAGUCAAAGCAAUGGACACAUUCGCGCCUCAUCAAAUGUAUACCACAAGUGCAGAUGACAACUCGUGGUUCAUGGACGUCAUGCCGCUCAUGCCUCAUGGUGACGCACCUUCAUACCCCUUAUCAUCGAUACCUACCCCUCCCGGCACCAUGGCCCAGACCCCGAGUCCAUCUAUGCCAACCAUCCUCCAGCAAGGCCAACAGCCACCUCAUAACGAAGGGGACGCAAAUAUAUCUCAGUCAAUCAUUCAGGACUGCCUGCGGUUUCAGAUCCAGCUGUUGGCCAGGAUGAACAGCAACCUUCCUGAGAAUGCGUCACCAGCUCAGACGGAGGAGCUACUGUCGAGUAUGGGAAUAUCCCCGGCGCACCUUCAUCAUGCUUUCGAUUCUGACCUGCAGGACUCUGCAGCGAUGAAAAACUUAAUGUACAACAACGUAAACAGUCCAACGACAGAAAACUCGUUUAGCAUGCCGGACUUUCAAAACGUCGAUGACAUACUAGACCUGUCUUCGACAAACGAAAGCUCUAGCAUAACUUGGAAACCCACAACUGUACAGCCGAUCGGCGACGCCUCACCCUCAACCUCGAUGACGCAGACGCCAAACUCACUAGAAGAGCGUAUUGAGGCCGCGAUAGAAAACCUCGAGUCGCUCGGUUUCAGCAGUCUUGAAUCGUUUUCUGAAGCCUACUAUACCGCGACAUUCGAUGAAACGUCCCCCCUUGCAGCAGAGCAACGCCUGAGCAGAAAGAGGCGGUUACCGCGGCUCAUGGCAAAUGUUCUCGACGCCGCGCAGUCGUGGGAUCCCUGGGAACGGAGAGGUCUCAAUGAGGAAGUGCUCCGAACAGCAGAAUCUUUACUUUUAGAUGAGGGCAAAAACGUCGACAUGAAGGCACUGGAAUCGAGUUUUGGCGGCUUGCUUGCAGCAACUGACAACCCCGGUCUCCAACAACGGGUUUUAAGCGCCGCUACAGCCCCAACGUCUGUGUCACAGCAAAACGUGGCGGCGAUAAAAAAGGCGAUGCAAGAUGAGGUAUUUACUAUCAUCCCUACCGCAUUUUUGCGUGUACCUAACUUUGAAUAG